This is a messenger RNA of Megalobrama amblycephala (Wuchang bream), 8618 nucleotides long. RefSeq names its product protein kinase D1 (gene prkd1). Gene Ontology annotation, biological process: protein phosphorylation. The coding region runs from base 2428 to 5049 and encodes 873 amino acids. Gene Ontology annotation, molecular function: protein serine/threonine kinase activity; ATP binding. Lineage: Eukaryota; Metazoa; Chordata; Actinopteri; Cypriniformes; Xenocyprididae. The record is from RefSeq and is a predicted model, not a curated record. The transcript is spliced from 18 exons.
UUAAAGGAAUAAUGGAAUAUAAUUACAGUAAUUUUUUUUUUGUGUGUGUAAGCUAUAGCAUUUGUGCAUUUAUACUAAAUGUAUUUUGGCUAAAGUUUUUCAAACAAAUACCAUAGAAACCUUAUAUUUACAUUUGACCAUGUUAAUGUGUGGUUUUAACUGUGGUUAUCAUGAUCUAAAUGUAUGCUGCUAUGGAUGAAGAUUAACCAAUAAUUUUAAUAAAACUCAAUCAGUCAGAUUAUUUAAAUUUUACUAUAUAAAAAUAAGAUUGUUAUCAUUUUUAUGAUUAUGGGACAUUACAGUACUAUUGCCUCUCGCUGGCCCUGCACAGCCCCCCUCUCCCACCACCUCUCCAGAAAAAGAUUACAAAUGCUUUAUUUUUUUUUUGGUUUCUGUGUUGGUCUUCAGUCUCUUCUCUAGUCCUCAGCCAUCCGUGCCAUCCUGUCUCUCAUCAGUCCCUUGAUUCCAGCUCUUCCUCCUCUCAGUAGUGUGGAACAGCCUCAGACCUGUCAGGAGCCAUCUACUCCUGAGCAUGAGGAGCUCGAGGUUGUGCUACGAUCUGCUUCGACCCGUCACCCUGGCUCCUGUGCCUGCGCUCCUUCUGCCCUCGACCCUUAGCGUGGACCAUCGGCCUUUCGGACUCGCUGGACUCCCUCAGCAUGUCGGCUCCACCUGGGUCAAACAUUGCUUCGCCCUCACUGCAGAGUUGCGGACCGUCCGCUGUUCUCUGGUCCUCCACCCCAUUGGCUGCAGCUUGCUCCACUCCACCUCAGGCUCCACCUCCACCCUCGGUCUCUCCAGCUCACCUUCAAUCCUCCGGAUCCCCACCUCAAUCUUGGGAGGUUGUCGCCGUCUCUCCACCACCUCGGCUCUUUGGAUGCGUGGUGGGCUCCAUCCAUGCCGUCCUUGUCUCCUGUCAUCCCCAUGGCGGCCACUGUGGAGCACCCCCUGCUCAAGGUCAUCCCUUCGCUCUCUCCACCUUCAUCGCCACCCUAGACUUUGUUGUUCGUCCUCCUUCCGGUCGUCCGUCCACCUCCAGAACCUCCUCCUGCCUGUCUGUGCUAUCCCUUUGACAGAUUUUGUUCAUCAGAAAUUGAUUGGAUGGUUGAGUUUUGCUAUUGCUGUGACCUCAUGUGAGUGACAGGUCAUCCCGCCCUCAUGCCAGUAAUCACAUCAUCAUAGAACAGAAGAGAUGUCGCUGCAAGAGGGAGGGGAAGUUAUUUUGAUUAAAGAUAAAAAAAAAUAAUAAUAAUGAUGUGCAAGAAUAAAUAAUUUCAAGAAUUGGCCAUUUUUAUUUCAUGGUGACUUUAAAUUCAGACCAAAAGACAGAUUAAUUAUUUCUGAAUCUUUUUUUUUAGUAAUUUGUUGUUCGAUCAUUUUUGAGUGGUGACUUUUAGAGGGGUAUUAUUUUAGACAUUAUUUUAUUCUAUUCUAGAUAUCUAGUUUUCUACAUAAUGUUGUUCUCUUUAAGUGUCAAACGGAGUUUUGGGGGUGGUUUGUGGUUACAAUGGCGUUGCUAAGGUGUUCUGAGCAGUUAAGCACGUUGCUAAGUGGUUGCUGAUGUGUUUUGGGUGGUUGCUAGGGUGUUCUGCACAAUGAAAAAAAAAAUCCCAACCUCUAAGUGCUUAAGAUUCCCUGCUCCAUAUGGCUUAUUGAGAAGAUGCUGAAACAAAACCUCCCAUAAACUUACACUGACACUGAGUUGAACCUGGGCCAGUAAUAAACUAAACUAGCAACCAAAUAGCAACACACAGGCACACAUAAAAUAAUCUACAUAGCAACCAAAUAGCAACAUACACGCAAAACAAUCAGAAAACUUUGGCAACCACAUAACAAGAGUUUUUCUUUAGAAAAUGUAUCAAGUUGUUUAAAUUACAACUCGCAACGUGGCAUAAGCAAACGACAUAUUCCUCUUACACUGUUGGAUAUUCCCCAUAUGGUUUUGCGGAAGUAUUUUGACGGAAACUAUGGUUACCAUGGCAAUUAUUUUUUUUUUUUGUCAGGGUACCGACUCUAUUCCAUAUGACCUGUAAACGAAAAUAAUUUUAUCUAUGUUUCAGAGCGAAAAGAUUCAAUCCAUAGCACGUAAACUUUGACAUUCACAUCCCCGUUCGCCAUUGCAGCAUCAUCUGAGCCUCCGUGAUGAAGGAACCAGCCAGGAGGCGGUGUCUGAUCAGAGCCCAACAUUAAACAUAUCUGACGUCUAUAUCUCCAUCAUCAUCAUCCUCGCCUCUCAAUGUCCAAAUAACUCUUUGCAUUUCCGUGCUAUAGGUUUCCUUCAAAAUCGCGUUUUUCGUCUGUUUACCCUCUGAACGUCUUUGGGGAUCUGAAGUUUGCCUCAGUUUGCGCAACCGGUGUGUGAACUCGAUCAAACAGCCCGAUCUGAUCGCUGUCCAGGCGUGCUUGUGGUGACACCAGGGGAUUCAUAUGAGCGUGCCUCCGGUGAUCCGACCGCCGAGCCCCCUCCCGGGGUCGCAAGGCAUUUCCUUCCAAAUCCAGAUCGGAUUGAGCCGGGAACCCGUCCUGCUGGACUCCGGCGAGUUCAGCCUGGCGCAGGUCCGAGAGAUGGCAUGCUCCAUCGUAGACCAGAAGUUCCCAGAAUGUGGUUUCUAUGGGAUGUAUGACAAGAUUCUUCUUUUCCGUCAUGAUCCAAACUCUGAAAACAUUCUGCAGUUGGUGAGGUGCGCGGCUGAAAUUAUGGAGGGGGACCUGGUGGAAGUCGUCUUGUCAGCCUCAGCUACUGUGGAGGAUUUUCAGAUCAGACCUCACGCUCUGUUCGUUCACUCAUAUCGAGCUCCAGCGUUCUGUGAUCACUGUGGAGAGAUGCUGUGGGGUUUAGUGAGACAGGGUCUUAAGUGUGAAGGCUGUGGGCUGAACUACCACAAACGGUGUGCCUUUAAAAUCCCAAACAACUGCAGCGGCAUCCGUAAACGUCGACUAUCUAACGUGUCCCUCACCGGCCUGACCAACACUCGCUCUGUGUCUGCUGAACCAUCUCCCAGCACCUCUGAUGAAGCCUUACUGCAAAAGACACCAUCAGACUUCUUUCCUGGAAGAGGCCGCUCCAACUCUCAGUCCUAUAUAGGUCGGCCAAUAGAGUUAGACAAGAUCCUGCUGUCUAAAGUAAAGGUGCCACACACAUUUGUCAUCCAUUCCUACACACGUCCCACCGUUUGCCAGCACUGCAAGAAGCUCCUCAAGGGCCUGUUCCGUCAGGGACUACAGUGCAAAGAUUGCAAAUUCAACUGCCAUAAACGAUGUGCACCCAAAGUGCCAAACAACUGCCUCGGAGAGGUGUCAAGAAACGGAGAUCUGUUGAGUCCUGGUGCUGAAUCAGAUGUGGUCAUGGAGGAGGGUUGUGAUGACCAUGAUGGGGACAGACAUAGUCCACUUAUCGAUGAUAUGGAAGAGUCUCUGGUGGCGGAUUCCGCUGCUCUUUUGGAAGCUGGACAUGGUGAGCUUGGAGAUUUCCAAGACCAAGACCCAGAUGAAUCCAACAGAAUCAUCAGCCCUUCCACCAGCAACAACAUCCCACUUAUGCGGGUGGUUCAGUCUGUCAAACACACCAAGAGGAAAAGCAGCAGUGUUAUGAAAGAAGGCUGGCUUGUGCAUUUCACCAGCAAAGACACGUUGCGUAAGAGACAUUACUGGAGACUUGACAGCAAGUGCAUUACCCUGUUCCAGAAUGACACUGGGAGCAAAUACUAUAAGGAAAUUCCUCUAUCUGAGGUGCUGUCUCUGGAACCAGCGAAAACAUUCAACCUUCUCCCUGAGGGUGCCAACCCACAUUGCUUUGAGAUUGCCACAGCAUCUCUGGUGUAUUAUGUUGGAGAGAACCUGGCUACGUCGGGCUACGGAAGCAGCGUGCUUGUUAGCGGUGUGGGACAGGACGUGGCCCGCAUGUGGGAGAUGGCCAUCCAGCAUGCACUUAUGCCUGUCAUCGCCAAGGGCAUAUCUCACGGCAGUCAUCACAGCUACCACAAAGAGGUCUCCAUUAGCAUCUCAGUAUCCAACUGCCAAAUCCAGGAGAACGUGGAUAUUAGCACAGUGUAUCAGAUUUUCCCUGAUGAAGUACUUGGCUCUGGGCAAUUUGGCAUUGUCUAUGGAGGGAAACACAGGAAAACAGGCAGAGAUGUUGCCAUCAAGAUCAUCGAUAAGCUGCGAUUUCCAACCAAGCAGGAAAGUCAACUGCGCAAUGAAGUUGCCAUUCUUCAGAACCUCCACCAUCCCGGCAUCGUCAACCUCGAGUGCAUGUUUGAGACACCAGAGCGUGUCUUUGUUGUCAUGGAAAAGCUCCAUGGCGACAUGUUGGAGAUGAUACUGUCAAGUGAGAAGGGAAGGCUGCCAGAACGCAUCACCAAGUUUCUCGUUACGCAGAUUCUCGUCGCUCUCCGCCACCUCCACUUCAAAAACAUCGUUCACUGUGACCUCAAACCUGAGAAUGUUUUGUUAGCCUCUGCUGACUCUUUUCCACAAGUGAAGCUGUGCGAUUUCGGUUUUGCACGUAUUAUUGGUGAGAAGUCUUUUAGGCGUUCGGUGGUUGGAACCCCGGCGUACCUCGCCCCGGAGGUGCUUCGGAACAAGGGCUACAACCGCUCGCUGGACAUGUGGUCCGUGGGUGUGAUCGUCUAUGUCAGUCUCAGUGGAACGUUCCCCUUUAAUGAGGAUGAAGACAUUCAUGAUCAAAUCCAGAACGCUGCUUUCAUGUACCCACCCAACCCCUGGAAAACAGUGACCCCAGAGGCAAUUGACCUCAUUAAUAACCUGCUGCAAGUCAAAAUGAGGAAGCGCUACAGCGUGGACAAGUCUCUCAGCCAUCCCUGGUUACAGGACUACCAGAUGUGGCUGGACCUGCGGACUCUGGAGUGCAAAAUGCAGGAGCGAUAUAUCACCCAUGAAAGCGAUGAUAUGCGCUGGGAGCAUUUUGCAGAACAAAAUGGCCUUCAGUACCCAGCCCACUUAAUCAACCCUCACGCCGAUGUCCGCGAAGAGGCGGAGUCUGACGAGCUUGUGAUGGGCAUGCUCAGCGACAGAGUCAGUGUUCUGUAAAUUGCUGCCUACCCCUUUAAGGGUACAACAACGGAACUCAAGCCAACUUUAUACUGCGAAAUCACCACUUUAGUCAACAGAAAAUGACUUGACAGUUCCAGAAGUACUGCACAAAUUCAUAUAACUGUACACUACAGAUCAAGCACAAAUUUCAUAAACACACAGUGCCUAAACCACAAAAGCCAACCUAGCCAUACAUUACGUAGACAAAAACAGUCAUACCCAAAUAUAUGACAAUAACACAUUACAAAAAAAAAAAAAAAAAAAAUCAGUCAAAACAACUGCACUUAAACUUCUACAAUCAAAUAUAACUCUUGUUCUUAACCUGAGAAAAAAAUAUAUAUAAUUAUUAUUAUUAUUUGCCAUUAACUGGCACUACACAGUUGAAAAAACUGUAUCAACAGUAUUUGUUUGUAUAAUUCACAAAAUAAGUCAUAUAAGAAACAAGUUAUAAAGUGAACUUAUUUAGCCUUUUAAUAAAUUUAAGAAAUUAUUCUGCUAUGAAAAGUCAGUUAAUGCCACAGAUAUUGUGGUGACCUGUUGCAUCAAUGAUAACUUGACAAAUGUAUAGCAGAGAGCAUUUAUAGCUUUUGUGGUUUUGUGUUUAUGUGCUUAUGAAUGUGUGUGUGUGUGUGUGUGUGUGUGUAUGUGUGGUUUGGGGGUUGGUUAUGUAUGUUAGUGUUCUGUGCAAGUGUAAGACAGCAAAGCAACACUGCCUGUGGACUGGAGAUGUUUUUCCUUUUGCUUUCUUCGGAUAUGUUGGGAUAAUAAUAAAGUGCAGCUGGUUGUGUACGCAUAAAGUAUUAUGUGCUCAUGACAAAUUUUCAGUGUUUUUUUUUUUCAGUGUUCCCUUUAAGUGAAGAUGAAGUACAACACUAAUGCACUCAUCAGCUAUUCUGUCCAAAAGGCUGAUUAAAUGUUAACAAAUUAUUUCUUUAGUUAUUUAAUUAUGGGCUGGAAUGAGUGCAAGUCACAGAAUGGCAGUUUGGAAGAUAUCAGGCCAAAGGUGAGUGAUAAUCCAUAGUGCUGAAAAAGGAUGAUAUACUGCGGGCUAGUGUUUUUGGCACUCUUCUGCUUCAUCUUCAAAUCAAGUAGGUGUUAUUUGCUGUCUGCCAUCAGGAAAGGUGUUUCCUAAUCGACAGAUGGCGCUGUACGCUUAUGCAGCAUGAAAGCCUGAAAGUUGGUUCGAUGGGACGGUACAGACCUCUCUCAAUACAUCAUUUUACUAGAUGGGCAGACUGUUGAAAACAAUAAUAAGAAUAGUAAAACAACUAAAAUCAAAUGUUGUAUAAGCAUGGAAAGUUGUAAUAUAAGUAAGUCUAAGGAGGGUAUUUUAGAAAAGACUUUAAUCGUGAUAGAUGUCAUAUUUAAUUUUUCGCGAUUGAAAACGAGGAUGUGAGGCGAAAAGCCGUACAGUAGGCUAUAUAGAUUUUAAAUGACUUGAGUUACGGAGUUUUUCGUCAAGAUUCAUCCAAGUCAUCGUAAGCAAAGUUAAAAUUAUUAACUACAAUCUUUUGAACAAAUAUUAAAUAGUCUCAUUUAUAGUCUCAUUUGUCUAUAUCACACCAAUUUUCCCCUGUUGCUAGCUAGCCUACAUAUCCAGCUAACUAAAUGUAUUUUUUCAAGAAAAAGCAAAAUUUCUUUUCUUUUCCUGACUUUUGCCUGUUUAAUUAGAAAUUAUCCCAUUGUGAAACAGCAGUCGGUGUUUAUGAAUCAUUUACACGACGCCACCAACAGCCUAUUCCUGGACAAGAGAUGACGAGCUCGCAUACUGAAAGAAAGGGAAGAAUCUUACAGAUGGGCUGUCUAUCGAGUUACGAAUCAUUUGAGUCUGUUUUUUCUCUCUCUAAUCCAAACUCCUCCCCACAAUAGAUGGAGAAUAGAGCCAAUAGUGCAGGUGUUACACGACCAAAGCAAAAUGUAGGCUACUGUAUAUGAGUUAAUUAAAAAAAAAAUUAAAACAAGACAUUCGAUUGAAAACAUGGAUAAAAAAUGAAAAAGAAAAAAAAAAAUUGGGGGAAAAAACAGCCAGGCUUUUGUGAAGUAGGCCUACAAUAAAUUACAUCAACAAAAUAAAAUAAAAAACAACAUGCUACAGUAUAAAAUAAAAUAUGUUAGUAGCCUAAAUUAUAUGGGUAAGAUUCUUUAUAAAUAGCAUACUUUUAUACGUUGUUUUGCGUUCAGCAGUUCAAGCUUGUCAUGUAAGCUAAACCAUUUUUCAUGAAAAUAAAAAUAAAUUUAGAUGAGUAAGCCAUAUUUUAAAACUACAUUAAGUCUUUAAAUAUUUCAGUAACAGAAUGUCCACAAUCAGAAGAGAUUUAAUCGGCUACUGUCUUCAAAAUAAACAAACUAGUGAAGAACUUUUAACCACGCGCUAUGAAUUUCUCAAGAAUAAAAAAUAUAUAUAUAUAUAUUAAGAUACAAAUACAUUAACAGAGCUAUUUAAUAUCUCUCCGUUUCCUGAGACAAUAAUCAAGUAAUAUAAAAGCAAUAAACGUAUUAAAUUAUGCUUUAAAAGAUUUCUUAUUAACACAUUUGUAUGUUUUCUCCCAUAUACGAUGUAUCUCCUGGAGUUGCACAUGUUUUCUAGGGAAUGUGUACUCGGAAAAUUAGUUAGUAUGCAAAUGAAGAAUCACAGCUUUGACAGUGAGUAACCAUAUGUUCUGGAAUUGCAUAUUAAAAAAAAAAAAAAGGAGAGAGACAGAUAUAUCCUGAAAGGAUUGUUGCCGUAGUAACUCCGUUUUUCUUCAUCCUGGCUGCGUUGGCACAGACAAUUUCACCAAAAGGAAAACAAAUAUAAUAGUUUCGCACGUCUGAAUUAUUUGGUUCUGUCAGACAAAACACGCAAAUAUUUUCCCCGAUUCCGUGUUGAGCAGCAAACAUGAAACCAGACGGUGCAAAAAAAAAAAAAAAAAAAAAUGCCGAAUAAAUGACUUUUUAGUUCACGAGUUUCUUUCUCUCUUUGUGUGAUAUUAAUUCCAAACGAUAAUUUUUAAAUCAUACCUCUUAAAGUCUAAAUAUAUAGCGGGUAUUGUGUUAUUAUUCAUAGACUGGUGUUUAUUAGCCUAUUUGUUUUUAAUUGAUUUAUUUAGUCAGAAAUAUUUUUGUUAUCUAUGACAUUAUGCAUAAUGUCUUGUACCUUGAAACAGUCACGUGUCGCUAACGGACUGACAUAAACGACUCAUCAAAUGAAAUCUUGAUUAUGUGAAAACAGGUUGCGCGUGGCAGGUAGACUGCUGCAGCUAUCUGAAAAUGUGCACGUGCAGUUUUGUGCCAUACGCGCGCGACAGUUUCCUCAACCUCCAGUUAUCUGCUCCUGCAACGGAGGAAAUUAAAAAAUAUAUAUAAAAAAUGAUUAAACACGUUAGAAAAACAGGUUUUGCUUUUAUAUUCAAUUUGAUAUCAAAUUCUGCCAGUUAGAAAAACAUGAUGUUGCACUGAGAUGUAUGCCGGUCUGAUGAUAUAAACAAAAGAGCUAUGUUGGUCUUAUAGAAUGGAUCGAAGAAUAGCUCACACCGAAUUUUGCUAACCUGAAUAGUAAAAUAAAAUGUACAUAUUUAAAAAUAAGG